This is a messenger RNA of Seriola dumerili (greater amberjack), 712 nucleotides long. It is a transcript of the gene il17a/f3, whose product is annotated as interleukin-17F-like. Gene Ontology annotation, molecular function: cytokine activity. The transcript is spliced from 4 exons. Gene Ontology annotation, cellular component: extracellular region. Gene Ontology annotation, biological process: inflammatory response. The record is from RefSeq and is a predicted model, not a curated record. Lineage: Eukaryota; Metazoa; Chordata; Actinopteri; Carangiformes; Carangidae. The coding region runs from base 67 to 552 and encodes 161 amino acids.
CACAACACGACAGCAGAUCAACGCUUCACACUUGAAGUUGAGCUCUGAAAGCGAGACGACACAAUCAUGCUGCUGUUGUUGAGAGCUGUCUUGGUGCUAGGCCUGGCUGCAUCGUUGCACGCCACCAGAAAACGCCAGGCCAUCUCGGUGAAGUUGUGGAAAGGAACUGGAAUGAAGGAAAAGGUAUUGAGACUGGUGCUGGAUCCCUCGGUGCAGCCUCAGAUCGUCAGCAUGUCUGCCUCAUCCAUCGCCAACAUGUCUCUGUCGCCGUGGACAUACAGAGACUCCUAUAAUGCGUCUCGGUGGCCCCAGAGGAUCUCCCAUGCUCAGUGCCAGACCUCUGGCUGUCUGAGCCUGCAGGGAGAAGGUGAGGAUUCUUCACUGGAAGCUCAACCCAUCUACUACCAGGUCCUGGUCCUCCACAGAGUCCCAAGGCAAAGGCAAAAUAACAAAGGAGGGAGGAAAGGAAGGAAGAAGUACGAAUACAGACUGGGGAUGGAGGUGAUCACAGUGGGCUGUACCUGCGUGCGGCCCAGUGUCGUACCACAGUAAUAAGACACAGGAGGCCUCUGACGUUAGCGAUUCUUUCAGCGUGCUGUAACUGUUGCUUUCACCAGGUUCUAACUUAAAACAAUCAAUAUGUAAUCACACAGUGUUGUAAGUUAUAACUGAUUCAGACUGUGUAAUGUGAAAGAGCCUUUUUUUUUUUUUA